UGUAUUGCGUACACUUGUUGGGACAGCAUUCUGAGUGAUGUCAUCAUGGGAAUGGUGGUGAGGAAAUAUAUAUGUCUAAUUGCUAUAUAUUCUGUUAUAUAUCACGUUUGCCUUGAUUUUGCAACUGCUACUUCCAAGAUCUUAAUGUUUGGAGAUAUUGAAUUCUAUUUUGAUGACACAUACAUGAAAUUUAAUGAACUAAAAACUCACUGUGGUAGUAAAGGUUACGUGAUGGCUUACAUCGAAAAUGUCGAACAAAAUAACUUCAUAGCCGCAAACUUGAUGAAUCAAGAUCCAAUAAUAUUAGGUAUCAGGAGACAGAACGGAGUGUGGAUAUGGGAUGCAAACAGACAACCGGCUGAUUUCACAGCUUGGAAGGAUGGUCAAAUUCCCGUCAGUGGCAACAACGAUUAUGCGUAUUUAGAAAAAGAGGCCCACUGGAUAUCAUCGGAUAUAGAUACAGAGAAAUAUACCUGCUGCAGAAAAAUGAACGUUACGACGACAACAGCUGCUGUCACCACAACUAUAGGCCUACAUACAACUAUGGAAUUCACUACCGCUAUCACAACUCCUGCACUCUUCACUACUGCUACCGCUACCACCAUUACUACCACCCGCACAACUCCCACCCCCAGUAUCACUACCAUUGCAGCAAUAAACCAGAAGACAAACCAAAUGAACGUUACGACGACAGCAGCUGCUGUGACCACAACUAUAGGCCUACAUACAACCAUGGACUUCACUACCGCUAUCACAACUCCUGCACUCUUCACUACUGCUACCGCUACCACUAUUACUACAACCCGCACAACUCCCACCCCCGGUAUCACUGCCAUUGCAGAAAUGAACCAGAAGACACACCAAAUUGCUGGAACUAUCACAUCUAAAACAGGUUGUAUUCACGUGUGUGUUGAAGAGACACCGGAAGUAUCCGAUGUUAAUCUGACAUCUGACCCUAAUAGCGUCACGUUCUCUACAUCAGUUGUUGUUGGUUCACUUAAAGAAGACGGACCAUUCAAACUGGUUGCAAGUCUGGAAUUGCUUUAUGAUUUCACACUGGAAACUAUCAAUGGAAAUGAGUUGCCAAGCGCUUCUGAUAUCGUAACCAUUGACAUUCAUGACAGAAAUCAGAAUGAAAUAAGUAUCAACUGUAAGAUCUUCUUUCCAGUUAUUAAGGUUGUUUCUACAGAAAAUAAUUCGGACGUGAAUAUCAUUCCAGCAUGUCACUACAAACACGAUAUAAAUGACAAAUCAGCAUUUUGGUCAACGGAUGGUUGUGUGACAGUCUAUGGCAAUGAUUAUAUGGUUAGCGGAGUGACGUGUAUAUGCAAUCAUAUGACGUCAUUCGUCAUUCUGAUGAAACCGAAACAGAUAAAUAACAAGGCUUUGUCAGUGUUUACGACCGUUGGAGUUUCAAUUUCAAAUGUUUUUCUUAUCAUCACUCUCGUUAUAAUCUGUUGUUUCAAAGAUUUGAGGAACUCAGACCGGUACAGAAUUUUGCGCCAUUUGGUCACUGCUCUACUCUGUGCCAAUUUGUUCUUUUUGCUCCUGGAGGUUGAUGUAAAGAACUCAAUGGCAUGCAGUCUUCUUGCCGGGUGCUUGCACUACAGUCUCUUGGUAGCUUUCUCGUGGAUGUUGAUCAUGUCAACAGACGUAUACAUGAAGAUCAAACAUCCGUUUGCUGACCAUGACAGGCGCUUCUUGUACAGUCGAUACAUUGGUUGGAUUGGACCCAUCAUUGUCGUUGGGACGACUGUUGGUAUAACAAGACAAAAUUACGCAUCUGAUAAGUGUUGGUUAGAUAUUGGAUCGGGAGCCAUAUGGGCGUUCGUUUCUUUUGUGUGUCUCACCCUUCUGAUUGUCCUCGUACAGUUGGUGGUUAUUGGCUUUAUAACCUUCAAGAAAUCUCAACUACCGAACCAAACUGGACAAGAAAUGAAAAAUUACAAACGAAUCAGAACCCUGCUUAGUGGUAUACUGCUCCUUACACCAGCCGUUGGACUUUCGUGGAUUUUCGGUGUCAUUAUCGUCUUUUGUGAUUGGGAAGCGUUUAAAUACAUUUAUGUCAUAUUCAACUCCAUGCAAGGAUUCUUUAUCUGGCUGUCGCAAUGCGCCUUCAGUAAAGAGGUGCGAAAGGCACUGAUUAAGAAGUUCAGCAAUCAAAUAAGUCAAGAAAGUACCGCAAUGGAGCUUCGUAACAUCGCAGAGUAGGUCUAAUCAGGCCUUUGAAGAUCACAGAAUGAUGCUAAAUCCAAACACAGUUUGAUUCAUUGGCUACGAAUCCACAUAUAUCUCAUCAGCAAAAUCGAUACAAUGUCAGCUACCACCUUGUUAAAUCGAGUGAUAAAAACAUUAUCAAUGUAAUAUUCUGUGUUUUAUAUUGCAAUACGUACUAACGUAUUAUCUUUAAGCUGAUGUGUUAGUAAAUUUCUCCAGAUAUUCAUCUUUUACAAUAAAUAUGUUAAAUUGAAAAACGAAUCUUGCUUGUUCAAAUAUCUUACAAUUAAAGAAAAUAGUGCCUUAAUGCUGAAAGUUAUAAAAUUAUACGAAUAAUGGUUGUAUAUGUCAAGGAUUACAUGUAAGCCCUAUAUAUCACGUCUAAUGUUAAAGCUUCAUAUAUUGAAGGAGAUGAGCAAACUUAUGUACAGUAUUUAAAUAUUUAGGUGUCAGACAAUCUGGAAGAAACUUUUCUAAUAAUAGUCUUCAACAUUUAUCAAGGAUGGAGAUGUGUACUCUUUGUUAGAGAUUUUUUAUUAUUAUUUUAUUAUGGGGGUUUAUAUUAACUAUUUUACUGGUUCUACUUACAGUUUCAGCAUGGAUCUACAAUAGGUCCAUGGUUUCAGGUGUUAUUGUUGGAGGGAAUAUGCACAACUAUCAUUAUGUUAAGGGCCUUGUUAUAUUUGUGGAUGUUGUACGUUAUUCUAGGGUGUACGUGAGCCUUGAACUAUUAUCUGUUUAGAGUUUUAGGAAGGCAAUUACAGUAAUAUAAGUUAUGAUGUCAUUCAAAGUUUGUAAAUAACAUACUUAUGUUAGCGUAAAUUUGUAUUUGUAUAUAUCAUUACCAUUUUCGCAUUGAAUAUCUUCUCACAAUUACGACGAAAGCAAAGAAAUAGUUUGAACGAUUGAAAUAUUUUGGCUAAUGUCGCACUUUUCAUUUGAAUAUAUACACUCUUAACCGGCUGGAGGCAAUGCUAUAAUUAUAGACCUACUUACAAUUUGAAUAUUAAAGAUUUUUUGGGCUUUUAACAGUGCCAUGUGUCAUUACAACUAUGUCCCACGUCGUGUCAUUAAAACUGUGUCACACGAUUUUAUUAAUUGUGUCGUAUCACCCUUGCAGGCAAGUAAUUGCCACGCCACAAAAAGUGAUGUGAAAUUAAAGUCAGAUAGUAUUACGGUUUUAUGAACCCACUAUCAAUUUCGUUGUCGUUUUUAUACACAUCAUAAUUAUAAUAAUCAUUGUAUGGCAAACGCCAAAUUUAAAUAUUUGACAGUUUAUUUGAGAACCCAAGCAGUUAUCAACUCUUUUAUUGUUUAUAUUGCCAUGAUUGUGUGAUUUGACGGCGUUAUUAAAGUAAUUAACAAGUUCAUAUUCAUUCAAAAACAACACUUUUUCGUGACGCCAGGACGUAUGUAAACCACAUGACAUCUUCUUUUAAAAUAAAGAUGGAACGAUGCCCAACUAAGCGUAAUUUACAAAAAUUUUAACUAAAUUUAUUGUAACUAAAACUUCUCUGUAUCUUCUAUUGGUUAUUUAAUUGCAAUACCACUUGUUAAUCUAGUUUGUACUUGUAUUUGAGUGAUUUCCAGAUACUGACAUUUCUGAUUAUCAUGAAGGAUCGAACUUUUGUGCAUUAUGAUUAGUUUUUG
This is a messenger RNA of Anneissia japonica, 3867 nucleotides long. RefSeq names its product adhesion G protein-coupled receptor E3-like. Gene Ontology annotation, biological process: adenylate cyclase-activating G protein-coupled receptor signaling pathway; cell surface receptor signaling pathway. The record is from RefSeq and is a predicted model, not a curated record. Lineage: Eukaryota; Metazoa; Echinodermata; Crinoidea; Comatulida; Comatulidae. Bases 46 to 2211 code for a protein of 721 amino acids. Gene Ontology annotation, molecular function: G protein-coupled receptor activity. Gene Ontology annotation, cellular component: membrane. The transcript has 18 exons.